GGCUCCCCCCGAGCUGCCAAGCUGCGUUGCGCGUGGGGGAGGUGCUGAGCAAACGCGCUAGUGUAAUGUAUACGGUAUGUAUAUGAGCGGCUGGCUGGUUGGGGAGCUGCUCGCGCCGGUUUAGGCCGGUCCUCUCCUGCUCUAGUCUGGUCUGUGAUUGACAGCUCAGCACUUGUUUACCACAGCUUUGCUGCUGCUGAGACUCAAUGGGAGUGCUGAGCUGGCAGAAAGGAAGAGAAGGAGAGAAACUUCAGUGCCAGGAAAUGAUUAAAAAAUAGAAAAGGCUAAAGACUAAAAUGCCCUUGUGAAAACCUAGGAUGCAGUUUCCGUGACAUUGCAUGCUGGAGAUGUGCAUAAAUCUCCCUUAGGAGGUGUAAAUUAUCUGAUCCUGUAGAUAUGUAUCAGAGGGGCAGCCCUGUUAGUCUGGAUCUAAAAAGCAGCAAAGAGUCCUUCAUCAGACCAGGCAGGUAUUCACCCACGAAAGCUCAUGCUCCAGUACUUACAUUAGUCUGUAAGGUGCUACAGGACUGUCCUUUUGUAGAUAUUAUGCCUCUUUCAUAUAAGUUGUGGUAAAGAAGUCAAGAGUGCAGCACACUUUGGGGGAGCAGAGGUGUGAAGGACGAGAACAAAACUCCCUUUUUCUGCCCCUUUUUUUUGGGGGGGGGAGCUCUCAAUCAGGCUGUGGUGAAUACAGAUAUACCCAUCAACCCACUUAAUUUGCGUUCAAGUAUUUAUUAUUUAACAUAGACUUCCCUCAAAAUGGAAAUUUUGACUGUUUCUCAAGUUUUAUAGUUCACGGUAAAAUACAGUUUGCUAGGAUUCCAGUGUAACAUCAAAAAAUCACAGAUAAGAACAAGGAAGGUCAACUUUUCUAGACCUUGAAAAACUCUGAUCCUCCCUGAAUACCUAUCUAAAGUGUAAAACACUUGAGAUGGAUUAGCUUUAAACAAGGCUGAUUUUUUUGUAGUAGCUAGCCACCCUUCCACACCCUUUGAUUUUGCAAGUACUUCCCACAUCUUUUUACAGAACAGGAUUUUAUCUAAUUUCUGACGUCUGUUGCUAGGUAGGAAAUAAAAGGAAGAUGAAUUGCUAAAUUCAAUCUUCUGGUGCAGACUCCGUAAUGAUGACAAUUCUGAAGAAGGCCUCAACACUAUUCAUUCAGGAAGGCAUGAAUAUGCAUUCAGCUUUGAGCUUCCACAGACUCACCCCAAGCAGGCACAAAAGAAAAGACUCUCUGUUGUUGGUUUUGUACCUCAGGCCCAAUAUCCUUAAGUGCCAAAAUUGAAAGGAAGGGCUACACCCCAGGUGAAUCAAUUCAGAUCUUUGCUGAGAUUGAAAACUGCUCUUCCCGUAUGGUGGUGCCAAAGGCAGCCAUUUAUCAAACCCAGGCAUUCUAUGCCAAAGGAAAAAUGAAGGAAGUAAAACAGCUUGUUGCCAACUUGCGUGGGGAAUCCCUGUCAUCUGGGAAAACAGAAACCUGGAAUGGGAAACAGUUGAAAAUUCCACCUGUUUCCCCCUCUAUCCUUGACUGUAGUAUAAUCCGUGUAGAAUACUCACUGAUGGUGUAUGUUGAUAUUCCUGGAGCAAUGGAUUUAUUCCUUAAUUUACCACUUGUCAUUGGUACUAUUCCUCUACAUCCAUUUGGCAGCAGAACGUCAAGUGUAAGCAGUCAGUGUAGCAUGAAUAUGAACUGGCUUGGUCUGCCACUGCCUGAAAGACCUGAAGCACCUCCUAGCUAUGCAGAAGUGGUCACAGAGGAGCAAAGGCAGUCCAGCCUUGUACCCAUAGCUGCUUGUGAUGAUUUUGAGAGGGCACUUCAAGGACCAUUAUUUGCAUAUAUCCAGGAGUUUCGUUUUCUGCCUCCACCUCUCUAUUCAGAGAUUGAUCCAAAUCCAGAUCAGCCCACAGAUGACAGACCAUCUUGUCCCUCUCGUUGAAGGAAUCAUUCACUAACUGACUUGAUUUGGAUUUUUAGUCGUAUCUCUGCCGUGUUGAGGAUCAAGGCAUCAUAUCAGAGAUAUACUUUCAAAGGAAGUGGUAUUGCUCUUGCCUGUAAAACGGUGAAUAAGUGAAAACAACCUGUGAUCAUGCUUUUGAAGCCUACAACAUCAUAGGACUGCUCCACAUGCUUGAAGACCUGAACUUUUUUCCCUUAAAUACUGGCACAUACUAGGAGCAGCCUUAUUAGCCUAUGUUAAUAUGUGUCAAAACACUCACCAUGUUGUAAAAGAGGGAUGAGGACAUCCUCUUCUGAUUUGAAAAUUUGCACAUGCACAUUGCUUAUGUUGUGCGGUUCAGUGUCACUACAGCUUUUUCUCAUUUAUGCUGGACUGUUACCCCUUCUAACUUGUUUGUGGUCCGCACAACAAGGAGCAAAAAGAAAGCUUUGAAAAAACAGUAACUUUAAAAUGACAAAUGCACUGACUUUUUUUUCUUUUAAUUUAAUGUAGCUUGGACUUUACCUAUGUAUGCACAUGCUCAGAAUUGUCCUAGUAGACUGAUCAUGUAUCACCUCUUCAGCUGUGGAUUUAUUUACGAACAUCAAAUGCCUUCAAGCCAAUCCUUCUUGCUGUAUGUUUUGCAGCCUACUCUAGUAGAUACGCAACAGUUAUAUGGAAAAAAAUUAACAGGAGAAUAAUAGACUUCUGCAAGAUUGUAUACCUUCUUGAUUUCUUUUAAGAAUUUGUUGCCUUUCUACUAUUACCGCAAAGAAGCAUUUUGUUACAGACUGCCUAAAAUCACUUAAUCUCAGGUGAACUCAUCACUUGCCAAACCGUUGGAAAGCUAUGUGUGUUUUGUUAUGUUGCACUGUUACUUUUUCGCUGUUUUUCUUUUUUUUUCCUUUUGGUUUUUAUUUGAAAGGGGGAUUUAGAAAAGGGACAUACCCAUAAGUAACAAAUGCACCCUCCUUCCCUUUUUAUCUUUUUGCAACUUCAGAAGAGAUCGGUCAAGUUUUGAAGCUUAAAAGAAGGCAGCCCCAGCAGACACCAGCCAAGGGUUUUAAACAAGAAAUAGUAAUGUACUGUUCAUGAUUCAUCAUGAGGUGGAAAGGGAAAUUGAAUUUAUUUUUAUACAUAGUUACUUAAUCACCAAAUCUAUACAUACAUAGUGAGUUUCUAGUCUAAAAGUAUAUUUUAAAGUGCAAGAAGAGUAUAGGGUUGGUGAAAUGGCUGUUUGUGUACUUUGUUGAUCUUCAGCAUUUACAAAAUUGUAAAACAAUAAAAGAUUCUCACAAAAAUGAAACUCGGCCAGAAUAGCAAAAUUACCAGCCCUAUUAGAAUAUUAGCUAGCAGAGAUUUGUCUUGAUGAUUGAUUCCCUUUCAUGCCCUUGAACUAAAAGGAUGUAUCCAAGCAAAAAAAUUGUAACUGUACUGCCACAUAUGUAGAAAACUUCAAGUACUUGAAGACUGGGGGCUUCCACCCUGCACAUUGUGGAAGGGGUAAACUGUUAGAGUGUUUGGGACAGGUGCAUGGGGGCAGGGAACCAUUGGAUCCAUUAGCACAAGUAUCAGGAUGUAGGCAUUAGGAAUUUUAUAGGUUCAUUUGCAAAAGCUGUUCAUGUAUAAACUUUUUUUCAGAAAGAAUUCAAGUACGAUUUUUAACAAAAAUAGUGUUUCUUGGGUUGGCUAUUUAACAUUCAUGUCUAUUUUGUCAUUUAAUGCCAUUGUGUUACAAAGUGGUUGAAAAUAAAAGUUAAGUCUCUGGCAUGGUGGAAUGCCGUCUUGCUUUUAAGGCUUCAUAAAAAACAAAAUAGGCUUUUCCAUAAGUGGCCUUUAUGAAAACAUGGAAGACACUUCAUGUUUAAAAAUGACAGGGUGAAAAAAACCCAGUGUAAAUACGAGUCGCGUUUUAAGUGAUUCAGUUAAAGGGUUUGGGCUUCAGCAAGCAAACUAAUAUGCUGGAUAAUAAGGAAGCUGGGUGAAUUUUUUUUUUUAAUUUUACUAGACCAUUUUUUGAAUGUCCCUCCCCCACAAAAAGGAAAAAAAAACUGAUGGGUUUGUUGGCAUAAAAGGGCAUUUGGUGGUUUUUUUCCUUUUUCUUUAUUUUUUUUCCUCUUUUGUUUGUUUGAAACAGACUAGGGAACAAUUGUUGGAUAUGCAUAGCAUUAAAUACUUAUCACAAUAUAAUGAAAAAUGACAUACGAAGCAGGAUUGACCAAUAUCAUCAUAAUUGGCACUGCAUCACAAAGUGUGAUCAGAUUCAGAGUUCUAAAAAUGUUGUCAAAUAGUAAUUUCCAUUAAAGUAUUUUACACAAUUCUUUAGAGGCAUUAUUUUUUCUUGUUUAUAUAAAUAUUGGUCAAUUCCUGAUGUUAUGAAACGUGAGCAUCACAGUUGUUAGCCCAGUAUUCAAGCUAGAUUCCUGAUUUUUUUGAAUUAGGAAAAAAGAGUAAAAUCCAAAAUGUUAAGAGAAACUAAGUGCAAUAUUAAAUGUUUGCUUUAUGGUUUAUAUUCUAUGGCUGUUUGUAUUUUUUUUUCCUCCUCCCCCCAGUUUGGUGCUGAAUAUGUCCUUGUAGACUGAUUUCAGAAAAAGUGGAAAACAAUUUCCUAUUGCUCUUCCUUGUGAAAAAUAAACUUUUUUUUUUAACAAAAAA
Messenger RNA from Gopherus flavomarginatus (Mexican gopher tortoise), 4592 nucleotides. RefSeq names its product arrestin domain containing 3 (gene ARRDC3). NCBI's taxonomy places the organism in Eukaryota, Metazoa, Chordata, Testudines, Testudinidae. The record is from RefSeq and is a predicted model, not a curated record. The transcript has 7 exons. Gene Ontology annotation, biological process: protein transport. The coding region runs from base 1353 to 1937 and encodes 194 amino acids. Gene Ontology annotation, cellular component: cytoplasm.